This is a messenger RNA of Corticium candelabrum, 1005 nucleotides long. Its product is annotated as centriole, cilia and spindle-associated protein-like. Gene Ontology annotation, molecular function: microtubule binding. The transcript is spliced from 2 exons. NCBI's taxonomy places the organism in Eukaryota, Metazoa, Porifera, Homoscleromorpha, Homosclerophorida, Plakinidae. Bases 70 to 804 code for a protein of 244 amino acids. Gene Ontology annotation, cellular component: spindle; ciliary basal body; ciliary transition zone. Gene Ontology annotation, biological process: regulation of mitotic spindle assembly. The record is from RefSeq and is a predicted model, not a curated record.
AAUUUGUGUUCCGGCCUCCACGUUUGCUUAUCAAAGAAGAAGUGAGGAAGUGAGGAGGCUGGAACUGUCAUGGGCAGGCGGAAAAAAUCAGAAUAUGGCCGAGCGUACAACAGACUGCAAUGGAACGAGGCGCUGCAUCAACAAUACGCACAGAUUAGUCAGUAUCGCCUAUAUAGAAAGGCACGAGAAUUCCGCCACGAGCCGUUUGUGUGGGAUGACUCUCCAGACGACGACAGCUCUUCACUAUCAUCUGACUGCGUGGGCGUGCCUCAAGUUGAGACGGUUGUUGUUCACGACCGUCAAGAUGCACAAAACAGCAAAACGGAAAUUGAAAAAAAUUCAGAAUGCCCAUCAGACAGUGGGCAAGAGCAAAGCAAAUACAGUAGACGACUAACGGAAGCAAGAAGUAACAGAAGAGUGAGGAAGAGAUCCAAACGUUCAGGUGGAGAUGGAGAUGGAGAUGUCCGCGAACAACCAAAGACAAGAGACAGAAAACCACCCUUUCAUCCAUACGGUUGGGCCAAUAAUGCAGUUGGCAGUGCAACCAACAGAAAGACUUACAAUGUGAACGCGUCAGAAGAAGAGGUAUUUCCUUCAGCUCUCAGAGCACUCAAGAGGCGGCAAGCCGACGAACACAUACGUGAAGAACUUCGACAACGAAGAUCUCUAGAAAUUAAACGAUUACAAGGUGCCUUCAAUCUGGGAGACAUAAGAAGAGAAAAGGAAGACGACGUUUGGUUGACCGAGUACCAAAGAAGUUAUAGCGGAACACCCAAACCAAGAUAUGUCACUUUAGUCUCUUAGUGGGCAGCUUGCAAAUGUGAGCUUUCACCAGCGGGAAGUAUACUACGUACACGGUAGUUUUAUGCUUUUGAAUUGUACAGGACGAUGGAUUCGGUUCUUAGAAAGUGAAACUUUUAAAUCGACUAUAUUCACAAUUAUUCAGCUAUGAAACAAGCGUAGUACAUGUAGUGAAUAUAUGUUGCCGGUUGGGCAAUCCUCCGA